Messenger RNA from Pocillopora damicornis (cauliflower coral), 1378 nucleotides. RefSeq lists its product as uncharacterized. NCBI's taxonomy places the organism in Eukaryota, Metazoa, Cnidaria, Anthozoa, Scleractinia, Pocilloporidae. Gene Ontology annotation, molecular function: calcium ion binding. The record is from RefSeq and is a predicted model, not a curated record.
CCUGAAUUAGCAGCGUUAUCGUGCCAUGAGAUAAAGUUAAGUGAGGGUAAAGACACAAUCAGUAAAAAGUACUGGUUGGAUCCUACUGGCAUUGGGAAACCAGCGUUGGUUUACUGUGAUAUGAAAAUGGAAGAUAUUGAUGAAUGCAAAAGUGACAAACCGGUCUGUGACGUGAAUGCAAAUUGCAUCAACACCUAUGGCUCAUAUAAUUGCUCCUGCAAAGAAGGAUAUACUUGGGAUGGACGAUCAUGUUUAGCCGAUGCAUGUUUCCACUACAAAAAUCUGAGUGACGCUACAAGAAAGAGCACAUACAACACAAGCCAUGACGUCUAUGAUGACGACAAACUCCCUAUGGGCUGGUACCGUUUUAUGGGAGCCGCAGGAACAAAAAUGCCAACAAAGUGUGUUCCGGAAUUCAGAUGUGGCACAUAUUGGUCGGGCUGGCUUAAAGGUAACCUUCCUACAGUGGAAGAUGGUGAAGUAACUAGGACGGUAUGCUUUAGAAGAGGCUCCUGUUGCAGGUAUACAGUGAAAAUUUCUGUGAAAAGCUGUGGAUCCUAUUAUAUAUACAAACUCUUUGCGACACCAUAUAGUAAUAUGCGCUAUUGUGGUUCAGACUGAAUGUCGACUAACUUCGCGUUGUGAGAGAAUUUUUAGAUCGGGCUUUAGUCCAUUAACAUGUACGUCUGUGAAUAUAUUUAGUCCUCUUUUUUUCUCGUAGUAAUUAUUAUUGUCAUACUCAGCAACAUUAUAAAAUAGGUUGUGGUUUUUCAUUGUGGUUAAUAAUGCUUUCAAAGGAGAGGUAUUAUCGUUUGUCUCACAGUGUGGUCACUUCGGAUGUGGAUCGAGACGUGCCGAAUGCAUACUGCUAGUCUUCUUAAGACGAUGAGGGCGGGGUCUGUUGUUCGAGGUUGUGAUUGGAUGGAAUUUCACGACUAUGAUUGGCGCAUCUUCGAAAGGUUCCCUCAGCUGUCCGCUGCCACACGGCUCCUCUGUUGUUGUGUCUGUUGAUCUUCAGCAUUCAGGCUUCUUAGAUUUCUGCCUCACUGUCCCUGUUGAUGUUAUUAAGGUGAAGUCUUAUGCGAAUUGUCUCUUUCACCUUGCGCGUAUAGAAAUGGGGAUUUCGAUCAAAAAACUUUAUUUCGUUCAAGAGCGGGCGGUGACUAGUGUUGUGGGCGAGCUCUGAAAAGGCGAAGUUCUGCGUCCUGGUGAGUCGGAUGUUCCUGUCGUGCUCCCUGAUCCUCUCUUGCAUAGAUCUUCCAUUCUUAUCGAUGUAGGCUUUGCCGAAUCCACGGGGAAUCCUGUGGACUACGUCAACCUGUUUUGCUUGGUCAUCAGCAUCGUUCGGUCGUACUAGGUAUGACCGUAGAGUCGUCUC